UGUUAACGGACAACAGGCCAUAAAUGGUUCCGCGGUCUCUUAGGUCUUUCUUGAUUUUAUUAUGAAUCAGUUUGGUCAUCAAUAUGGUAUCCAAGCAUCCGCAUUUUAUACGGGAGAAAUGAACACUUCAUUUGGAAAUACUGUUCAAAGACCUGGCUCUAGACCGUGUAGUCUUGAAACACCACCCCAGGAUUUUCAGUCCGCGCCUCCUUCCUUUCGAAAUGAUGGCGGGUAUUCGCUCUACCCAAGUUCCCAGUGCUAUGCGAAACCUGGUGUAUUACCUUCCUCAGACGGAUCGUGUGUUAAUUUUAUGGAACGAUCUCCAAUGGCAUCCGAUGGCACAGAAAAUACCAGUGUCUCAUUUGAUUAUCAAAAUCAAUUUAAUCUUCGUGUUCCUCAGGAAAUACCCAGUUGGAUGUCUUUGAAUUCUUCAGCCAAUAGCUUCUACACCGAUAUUUACAACAAAACUCUACUGAACCCGGUAUCUCAGUCAGUAUACACAGGUUCCCCAGUUCGUUACAACAGGAAUACUGAAAACACUGCUUUUCAAAAUCGUGGGCGUCCUAAACCUUCGGGCCCUCUGAAGGGGAACAGAGGAGGUUUUCGAAAUCCUCCCAACUCUACCGCUCCAAAGGAAUCGCGAGUUUUCUAUUGUGAAGUUUGCAAAGUUAGUUGUGCAGGUCCACUUGCCUUCAAAGAUCAUGAAAAUGGUCAACGUCAUAAAAAACGGUUGUCACAGGUUGAAGCUGUUGAAAAGUUAAAAAAAGAAAUAUCUACUGAUAGCAAUUCGUCUUUAGUAGUUGUCAAUUCUUCAUCCUCACGAGAACUGCGUUGUGAGCUCUGUGAUGUUGGUUGUACCGGUGUCGACUCUUAUACUGCUCAUAUAUCUGGCAGGCAACAUCAGCGUACAUUGAAGUUACACAAGGAAUUAGGUAAACCGGUUCCAGAAACCGAUGAUCCUCUUGUACCCGCAGCUGUAGCAGAUAUGAUACUUCCUGCAGUUGAGAAAACUGAUGAAGCGAGUGGAAAUGAAACGGAUACCGGAUCAAACAAGCCAAUGAAACAUGUUGAUCUGAAACAGCUUGCCGGUCCUGAGCAUCCAGCUGUCGGUCAAGAGUAUAUAGAAGCAGUGAUUGGUGCAAACGGCAAAACUGUUUCUUUUCGCUGUAAACUAUGCGAAUGUGAUUUCUCAAAUGCAGAUGCACGAGAAUCCCACAUACGUGGUCGUCGUCAUCGUACACAGUACAAGAAGAAAGUAGAUCCUUCGUUCAUUGUGGACCCUAAACCAGCAAACCAACUUAACCGUAAAGCAUCUAAGUCGAAGAAAAGUAAACGCCCUGAACUGAAAGCGAACACUAACAAUUUGCGUAACAAUGGACCAAUGGGUGGCAGUAUGAGUAAUUUACCACCAGUCGAUCGCUUCGCUUCACAUAAUGCCAAAAUUUACUCUGCACAAUCACCUAACAAAUCUUAUGAAAAUAAAUAUAUCAAUUUCAAGCAUGCCUCUUUACUACAGACGGCUCUGGAAGUCCAAGCAAUGAUGAUGGCUGUAAGUGUUUGUGAGCGCGCUAUGAAAGAUGUUAGUAACAGCCUACUGAGACAAAUACGCUUGGAAUCAAAUCCAUCCAUCACCGAUGAAUCUGGUACUGGUGGUACCAAUGUAGAUGAAAUAGAAGAAAAAGUUGGUGAACGCCUACUUUCUGGUGUUAUACGCGUUGGUCCAUUGGGGAAGAAUUUACUGCUUAGGGGCGAACACACAGCUGAUCUUGUCUUAGUAUGCUCAAAAUGGCCUACUGAAGAGUUGACAACUUACGUAUCAAGUAGUAUAACGAGUUUCAUGAAGUCAUUGGAAUCCCGUCUUGAAUAUACUGUCACACCAGAGCCCUCCACGGGAACAAUCACGGUUUCGGUAUCCUGCCCUGAUCCAUCUUUACUGAACAGAAUCAAUGAUCCUUCCGAUAUGAAUUCAAAGUCUACUACCAAUCAAGAGAAAGAACCCUCUGUAUGGCCUGUUAUAACAUUGACGGUUAGCCUAACGUCUCCUGUAGUGGUUCAAGAAAAAGAAAUUGUUUCUGAAGUAGUAACAGAAAACCUGCCUACCAUAGAACGCUUGAUCACAAAUAGUCGUCAGAUCCCAAAAGAAUUAUGCAUUAAAUCUCUGGAUUCAGUGGAUCAGACAUCAUGGUUUCAACAAAUCUCCAGCAGAGGUCCUAUUAUCCUGAUCAGUCGUAUUCUACGUGAUUUCAUCCAAUCGAACGACUACUGGAUCGAAUUGAAUGAAUUUGAUGUUGAGGUGCACCUUGAUUACUUAUUAUCGCUUGAAUACAAUAUGCUCACUCGUUCUGGGCCGUUCGCUCCUUGUCCUGGUAGCGGUGGUGGUGGUCCACCUCCAGUGGGAUGGCUUAAUCCUUCGCCUCAUUUCAGCGGCUCACCAAGACACACACCUGUGGUCAUUGAUUUAUUCCAACCGUCCAAACUGCUGCGUAGAUUUUUCGAGUCAAUGGCUUGUGGAUACAUAACCACCGUUACCAAACAAUCUCCGGAUUCAGUUAAAUACAUAGAUUUAUCUAGUAAUGAAAAUGUACCUGAAGCGUGCAGAAAGCCGUUUCAUUUAACCAUUGGAAAUGGGAUUUCAAAGAAGUCUGUGAGAAGAUAACUGUUUCUGCUCAACUCAUUGUCCGACAGAUUGCCUUCAAGCAACUAUAUAAGGUGAGUGUUGUUAUUAUUCUGUAUUCUGCUGCGAUCAUAAUCCCUGUGAGACGACUAUUCAACAGUUUGAUCAGUUUCUGGCACAUUAUAUACCUUGAAUAUGGAUAAUGUCUCAUUGUUUUAGACAGUUGACUUUCAGUCACAGUUUGGAAACCUCACUGACCAAGGGAUCACUGGUGUUAGACAGUAAGUACUAAGUAAUAAAAGUGGAUCAAUGGAUACGAUUAUAGAUGUGCACAACAUAAAAUUAAAAAAAUGCGAUAUUUAAUGUAGACUGACUGACAAACGCAAUGUAGAACCAUCUGCACACAGUUGCUCGGCUCAAGUUGCCACGCUUCAUAGUAGUACACAAAAAACAGGUGGAUGAAAAAAGACUGAUAGAUAGUUGUCUGGGAGAAUAAACAGUCUGAAGAUGACGGCUAGUUCAAAUAUUAAAACUUUCUAAGGCGUAAAGAGUGAGUACAUCUGCGUCAUUGUGACCGAUUGGUGUUCAGCCAUUUCUCACAAAGAAUCCUCAACCACUGAUUCCUAUUGUUUCGUGGGCCCAACCAGGUAGUCUGCAUUUCCCUACAUGAUUCACACUUCAUCGACUGGUGCAGUUUCUCGUUCUGGCCACCAUGAACCCUCUUCUAAUCUAAUCCAAUGUCGCGUAGCAUGGCACUUUAAGAUAGACUGUUGCUCGACAUGCGUAGUACAUGUGCAAACCAUGUCACUUGAUUAAGCUUCGUAACCUCAACAAUGGACUUUUGUGUCUUGCCUAGUAUUCUUCGCCUAACCUCAACAUUGCUCACUAAUCGCGUGCAAUGCUACAAGGAUAACUGCUUCAUGUCUACUACCGUGAACAGCCAUGUCACGACAGGACAGAAUGAACUACAGCUAAGUGUACUCGUUCUCUGAUAGAUAGUUGGAUAUAUUGCCAUUCGGCACCAGAGAUGACGCAAAUUAGUAAGUGCCAAAAUACAGUAACAGAUACGACCUACCUACCGAGGUAAGGACAUCCUAGUAGUAUCACAUUAGACCCCCUCAUACACGCGACUCAUUGCUUACUUACUGCAUGAAAAUACACAUGGUUACUGAAUGCUGCAUUUUGUUAUCUUCUUGAUUUCGUUAUGCCUUGAAUUGUUUAUGCGUGUCACUGCUGUUUCAUGAAUAACUUUCUCUAUGUGUAUAUGACAAGGUAUUUUAGUGUAUUUUGUAGCUUUUAAAUUUUUCUCUGGAAUAUCAUUCACCGUUUUCAUUGAAAUCCUUGAUUUAAUCAACCAAAGGUUAGUAUAUUAGCGCUAUGCAAUUCAAACACAAAUCUGUUCAUGAUCACACGUGGAUGCCAGCGAUCGCGAUGCUCGAUCGGUUUUUACUCUUGACGCGUAUGGCACAGAUUAUUUUUCAUUAUGAUUUGCCUGAUUUCUGAUUUGUAAUGAUGGACAUCACUGCAACCACAGCCAAGUAAGGGUUCACUUCCGUCGUUAUGUGCUGACAAAACUGUUAUACGUACCACAAACUUGGCAAUUAUUGUGGAAGCGUGUUACCAGGGUUGAUGCAGUGAGUUAAAUAACAACCGUAUGGUUAGGUGUUAAGCGUAAACAUGACCUUCGUAUUUCGGAUCGGAGUUCAGGAAGCGCAGUUUGCCGUACUUGAAUAUCAUCAGCUGGAUGCACAUCCGCCUCCCAGGGACCGAUGUUGUUUCCUCUACGACUUAAACCCGAAACCGUCGCUUCGAGUUCAAGAGUGUUACCCAAUAGGUCACCGAGUCACUUCUUGUGCAACGGGCAUAGUCUCUUCAAUGCUGCAUAUAAUAUUCCACUGCUAGCCGGUGCUCAUCAUUGAUAUAAUAAUUCUAUUUCCAUUUGAGGGUUUGUGGGGAUUUAUUUAUUCCAAGGUUAUCAUGGACUGACAUCAAUUGGAGGAACAUUGGAAACCUGGGAGGACUGGACAGCGGCUGUUUUGUCCUAGUAUGGCGCUCCUCAAUACUGAGCACUCAUGGCCAUGCCAGGGACCGAACCCUGGACUUUCAAGUCCCGUGGCCAGCACGUUACCAUCAAGCCACUGGGUUGGAAUCCAGUGGUCCAUAUUUCCUACUUCUUUCAGUUCACGACAUAGCGCAACCAUCACUCAAUGUCCUGGUUGAGUAUUUGCCCUCACGUCCACGAAGUUUGCACCACCGGUCGCAACUUCUCAUAGGAACGUCAGGAUUCAGGAAUUAUAUUUCCACUAGAGACUGAAUUCCUGUAUCCGGUGGAUGGUGAUCAAAAAGUUAAUUUUCUCCUCUUUAAACCUUUUUCUUAUGCAGGUUCUUGGUGUGCAACCGUUGUAUCCAUUACAAAAUUCAGAUGAUUUACAGACCGAUAAUAAAAAACAAGGACAGAAUAAUGAGAAUGUCUUGCAAACAGAAGAUUGUGCCGAAAAAGAAAGUUCAUUAGGAGAAGGAAUGGUAAGGAAACGAUCUGCCAAUAUGACUGUAAGUAGCACUGACUCCAUCCCCAGUAAAGCACAAAACGAUGGUGUACAAGAAGAUCCUGUGAAGCCGGAAAGAAUAGAACCCUUAGGUGUUCCCGUGAAAAAGCUAUGCCUCGGGAAUUCCAACACUUCAAAAUCUUUCAAGUAGUAGUUGUAGUAGCAGUAAAUCAGUUUGCAUGUGCUUUCUACUCACAUGUUCUUUACUGUAUCCAUUGUUAUGUUUCUUUUUAUUCUGUAAUGAAACAAGUGCAUAAAUUUCUGCC
Messenger RNA from Heterobilharzia americana, 5426 nucleotides. The record is from the annotation of a GenBank genome assembly. Lineage: Eukaryota; Metazoa; Platyhelminthes; Trematoda; Strigeidida; Schistosomatidae.